Molecule: messenger RNA, 7735 nt
Organism: Pristis pectinata (smalltooth sawfish)
Lineage: Eukaryota; Metazoa; Chordata; Chondrichthyes; Rhinopristiformes; Pristidae
Product: zinc finger protein 235-like
Exons: 4
Coding region: 336-1598 (420 amino acids)
Source: RefSeq, a predicted model, not a curated record
GGACGCAAGCGGAGCAAGGGACUAGGCAUCAGACUACUGGAAGAGGAGGAUCUGCAGACUGGGCCUUGCAUCAAGAUCUAACAGCACUGUUCAGUUCAUCAGGACCUGAAUGUUGUUGGACAGAGAGUGUGGAAAAACUUCAAACAGUUUGACUGCAGGAGCACCAUGACACGUACACACACACACUGAGUCAGAGUGUCCCAGUGCAUUGACUCGAAGAAUCUUACACAACCUGAAAAAUUGGAGCAUGGGCCAGAGUAACCAGAAACUGAGUUUGUAUUCUGCGUGAGAACAAGAUUUCAACCAUCCCGGAAUUUCCCAAGGACAGCUGCAGCAUGGAAAAAGCAUGGAAAUAUGGCGACUGUAGGAAAGGAUUAAAGUACAUUUCUCAGCUGGACACUCGUCAACAAACUUGCACUGGAGGGAGACCAUUCACCUGUUCCUUAUGUGGGAAAGGAUUCACUCAGUCAUCCACUCUGCUGAGACACCAGUCCGUUCACACUGGGGAGAGACCAUUCAGUUGCUCUGUGUGUGGGAAAAGAUUCACUCAGUCAUCCACACUGCUGAGACACCAGUCUGUUCACACAGGGGAGAGGCCCUUCACCUGCUCCUUGUGUGGGAAGGGAUUCACUUCUUCAUCCCAUCUCAAUGAACAUCAGCUGGUUCACUCUGAGAAGAGACCUUUUCGGUGUUCUGACUGUGAAAUGUGUUGUAAAAGCAGAAGUGAUCUGCGGAAACAUCAACGCACUCACAACAGGGAGAAACUGUUCAUCUGCCCCCUGUGUGGGAAAAGAUUCGCUCACUCAUCCAACCUAGUGAAACACCAGAUCACUCACUCAGGAGAGAGGCCGUUCACCUGCUCCAUCUGUAUGAAGGCAUUUACUCAGUCAUCCAGCCUCCGAAAGCACAUUCGAGUUCACACGGGGGAGAGGCCAUACACCUGUCCUGUGUGUGGGAAGGGAUUCACUCAGUCAGGCAGCCUCUGGAACCACCAACGAAUUCACACCAGAGAGAGACCGUUCGCCUGUCCUGUGUGUGGGAAGGGAUUUGCUCAGUCAGGCAGCCUCUGGAAUCAUCAGCGAGUUCACAGUGGAGAAAGGCCAUUCACCUGCCCUGUGUGUGGGAAGAGUUUCACUCGUUCUUCUCACCUCACUUCACAUCAGCUACUACACUCUGACAAGAGACAAUUCUGGUGUUCUGACUGUAAUGUGUGUUGCAAGAGCAGAAGUGAUUUGCUGAAACACCAACGAAACCACAUUGGGCAGAGACCAUUCAUCUGCUCAGUGUGCGGAAAGGGCUUUAAGCACUCGUCCAACUUAGUGAAACACCAGUGCACUCAUACAGGGGAGAGACCGUUCAGCUGUUCUGCCUGUGGGAAGACAUUCACUUGGCCAUCCAGCCUCUGGAAACACCAGCACACUCACACAGGGGAGAGACCAUUCAUCUGCUCCAUGUGUGGGAAGGGAUUCACUCAGUCAUCCAGCCUUUGGAAGCACAUGCGAGUUCACACUGGGGAAAGGGCGUUCAUGUGCGGUGUGUGUGGGAAGGCAUUCACUCAGUCCUCCAGCCUGCUGAGGCAUCAGCGAGCUCACAAAUGACUGGAUUUUGUACUCUGCUAUGAUGGUUGCUGUUCACAACCAGGACUGAAUCCUGUUCACUCUGCAAGUUGAGGAUUGUAUAACAUCUUCCUGCACCUGUUCACAGCAAGAGCUGCUGAUUUCCCCCAUCAUUUUCCAUCAGCAUGGAUGUGACUCACCAACUUCAGUGCACGGUGCGGGAUGAUUCAUUGCUGCAUGUCUGAGUGUGAAAUCCUCUGAGAUUACGGGGAGAACUGCUGCAAUGAUUAAUCAAGGUGGGGAUGAAGUUAAUCCAAAGAAGACACUGACCAUGCAGGAUGCUGCCUUCUAACCAGUUGCAUAUUUCCAAAAAGUGCAGUUUUUAUUUCUUCCUGGAUUCCCAACUUUCCUUUGCCUGCGCCAAGUGAAUAGGAGAAAUCUACUGCUAGGAGAAAGGUAACUGGAGCUUUUUAUUUAACAACGUUAGUUUAACUGUUUUUAUUUGUACUUGCGUAUGCCUGUGGGUAUUUUUAGUGGCUGAAUGCUGAAGGACAUAGCUGCCAGAAUGGGUCGGCAGGAAGUAGUGAGAACAUCAACAGGAGGAUAAACUUGCUUGACUUCAUCCUCACCAAUUUGCCUGUGGCAAAGCACAGACAGUGCAUCUGUCCAUGAUCGAAUUGGUAGGAGUCACCACUGCAUGGUCCUUCAGGAGGCAUCUUCACAUUAAGGGCCUUGCCCAUUGUUUAAUAUUGCACUACUGUUGUGCUAAAUGGUCUAGACUCAGAAUAGAUAUGAAAUCUGGGCAUCCAUGUGGUGCUGUGAAUCAUCCAGCAUCAGUUAUGAGGUAUUCCACCAUGAUUAGUAACCUCAUGCAAUAGACAAAAAUGCUGGAGGAGCUCAACAGGUCAGGCAGUACAUUUUAUGUAUUGCUCCAGAUUCCAGCAUCUGCAGAAUUUCUUGUGUCUUAGUAACCUCACGGCCUGCUGUUCUUCUUACACUGGCCUUACAAUCAAAUCAAGGGAUCAACCCUGGUUCAUGAAGUGCAAAGGUGUGUGCUAGGAACUGCAUCAGGCAUGCCAAGCUAACAGGGUUGCACAGCAUGUCUACGUGCAUGCUAAGUAGCUGAAAAAGCAUGCAAUCGACAGAAUUAGGUGAUCUUACAACCAAUGAAUCAGAGCAAAGCUCUGCACUUGUGUCAUGUUUUGUCGUGGCCAAUUAAACAGCAACUAGGAGGAGGACAUUGUGAGAACAUCUCAUUCUCAACAAUGUGGAGCCCAGCAUUUGAAAGAGUGGCCAAGAAUGAAGCAUUCGUCGCCAUAUUCAGGCAAGUCCACUUCCUCCUUAGGUCCUCACCACCACGGAAGCCAGUUGUUUGCUGAUUCAGUCUGAUCUACGUAAUAUCGAGAAAUGUCUGAGAACACUGAAUGCGGACAAAACUCUGGUUGUACUACAUAAUUAGCCUUGGUCUUCCAAUAGAGUGAAAGCACUGGCACUUUCCCAACAAUAUUAGAAGUUGCCCAGAUACAUCCUAUUUGCAAAAAAAGCAGGAAAGAUCCAACCUGGCUAAAUCCAGUCCAAUCAGUCUGCUCUUAAACCAUCACAAAGUGGGUGGAAUGGUGGUGCAGCAGGAAUGCUGCUGCUUCACAGCUCCCUGGACCCAUGUUCAAUCUUGAUCUCUGGUGCUGUUAGUGUGGACUUUGCCUGUUCUCCUGGUGAUGGGGUGGCUUUGCUUAAAGACAUGCUGAUUGGUAGGUUAACUGAUUGCUGUAAAUUACCCCGAUGUGGGUGGGUUGUCUGAGAAUUGUGGGAGAGUUGAUGAGCAUGUAAGAGAGAAUAGGUUACAGGGAAGUAAGUAGGGGAAUAGGAUUGACGCGUUUGGACUAGGCUAACAGUUAACUUUUCUGGGAAUUGUUGUUCAGCUCCUAUGUGCUGAAAAUCCGAAAUAAAAUAGAAAUUACUAGGGAAAUUGCAUGGUACACCAAUCAAUAGCUGUGCAGAGGGAAACAACAUGUCACUUAAAAGACUAGAGGACAUAAUUCUGAUGAAAAGUCAUCAGCCUGAAAUGCUAACUCUGUUUCUCGCUCCACAGAUGCUGCCUGACCUGCUGAGUAUUUCUAGCAUUUUCUUGUUAUUAUUGUUGAUGGUUGUCUGAAACUUCAUUGGGUCUCUUUUGACAAUAAGUGUUAGAAAAUAAAUUCACCUGAGAUUAACAGAGGAGUGACAGAAAUUGGCAGAGGACUGUGGUGAAUUGUGCGGAUUUGCAGGGAGAAGUGGCAUUAGCACCACUGUUCUGUGUAAUACAAAACUAUUAAUUUAGUGGCACAGCUAGUAGAGCUGCUCCCUCACAUCUCAUUGACAUGGGCUCUGCUGCUGUCUGUGUGGAGUUUGCACAUUUUCCCUGUGACUACGUGGGUUCCCUGCAUGCUCUGUUUUCCUCCCAUAUCCUGAAGACAUACUGGUUUGCAGCUUAAGUGGCCAUUUUAAAUUACCCCUCAUGAAGUGGUUAAGAGAAUCCGGAAGAAUCUAAUGGUCAUGUGAGAGAGAAUUGGUUGCAGGGUGGAGGAAUUUGAUGGGAUUGCUCUGAGAGGCAACGUAAAUUCACUGAGCCGAUUGGCCUCCUUCUAGAUGUGAAAAGAUCUAUUAUGAGAAAAUAUGAUAACGAUUCAAGUGGGUUUAAGGGGCAAAAUGUGAGGAUUGCAGAGAGCACAAAACUCAGAAAUGCAGUGAGUAUUAAUGAGCAUAUUGACAGACUUGAAGAACUGAUAAACUGUGCAGACAUAUGGCAGAUUAAAAGUAGCAAAGGCACAGAAUCUGCUCUGGGAAUGGCUCGAUAGCAGAAACAUUGACCAAGUUAGCAUUGUCCUGAAGGACAUAGCUGUCAGAUGUAGUGAGUAAACCAAUGUGAGGGAUACACCCAGAUCUCAUACUCACCAAUUUACUCAUGGCAGCUGCAUUAUCCAUUGUAACACAGAGAAAUGAAUGAUGUUUAGACCUUGUGGAGAUCUUCACAAUGCAGGUGUUUCACCAUCAUGUUGUAUGGGACUUUAAUUGUGCUCAAUGGAAGAGACUCAAAAUUGUUCUUGCAGCUGAGGACUACCCAUCCAUGAGGUGCUGUGGAUCCUCAGCAACAUCAGUAACGUACACCACCACAACCUGUGACCUCAUGGCCCAGUCUAUCCCUCCUGCUGCCAUUACCAUCAAGCCAGGGGAUCAAUUCUGUUUGGUGGAGAGAGCAGAGGGCAUGCUGGGAGCAGCACCAGGGGCAGCAGAAGUAAUGAGAGUAGUGAAACUGCAACCUGAACUGCAAACCUGGAAAAUGGAGCUGAGAAAUCUAACAACCCAUGUAAAUCUUACAACAGUAAAGCUCUUCUGCCAUACCAGAUCUAGGCAUGAAUGGAGGUGAACAAUUCAACAGCUGAUGAGAGGAGGAUGUCCCAAGGAUGUCCCCAUCUUCAAUUAUGGUGGGACUCAAUGUGAAAAUGCCAAAUACAGGACUUGAAGCAUUCUACACCAUGUUUAGUCAGAGGUUCGGGUUGAAUGAUCCAUUGCAGUUUCCUCCUGAGACCGUCACCAUCACAGAAGAUGGUUCUCAGUCAAUUGGAUUUACUCCACAGGAUACCAAGAAAUGUCUGAAAGCACUGGAUACAGCAAUGGCAAUGGAAUCAAACGAAGUCCCAGUGGUUAGUGGAGUGCACCUAUUGACACCUGAAUAGGCAAUGUGUAGAAGGAUACUGACCUAAUGUGGACAAAUGGGUUUAGUUUGUAUGGCAAAAUUGUUGCCAUGGAUGUGAUGGGCCAAAGGCCCUGUUUCUGUGUUGUAUGACACUGACUCCAGCCAAGUGCUUCCAAUAUACUUACAAUCCUGGCAUCUAACUGACAAUUUGGAAAAAUUCCCACAUAUGUCAGGUUCCAGAAAAGCAGAACAGAUGCAAUCCAGCCAUUAGGACUCAAUCAGUGCCUGUGAUGCUGCUGCAAGUAAGUUUUUCAUUGCACCUGUGCAUACAUGUACUUGGGCAUAUGACAAUAAACUUGACUUUGACUUUGAUCAGUCCACUCCAGACCUCAUCACAUUCUUGGUCCAAACCCAGACUAAUAAGCUGAAUUCCACUGGUGAAGUGAGAGUAAUGAUCCUUGACAUAAAGGCAUCAUUUGACCGAGUGUGCCAUCGGAGAGAUGUCAAAGAAUAUUGAGGAAAUAAAAUUUCAACAGUUGAAACCAUACCUCCUCAUACAUAGGAAGAUGACUGUGGUCAAUGGACAUCAUUACAGGAUAGUGUUGUUGCCCAAUUAUUUUCAACUCCUUCAUGAAGAACUUUCUUCACCAUAAUGUCAGAAGCAGAGAAUUCACUGGUGAUUGCACAGUGGUCAAUUCCAUUCCAUAUUUUCCUUCUGAGAUAGGAGACCAUUAUAGUACUGAAUCUACAGUAUGCCUGCCCACAGGAUAAUCCUAUUUCAAUACUACUCACUUCACCUCACUCCCAGAUUCCACCACCCAUCUACACAGAAGAGGCAAUUUACAGUGGUAAAUUAAUCUACCAAUCCACAUGUCUUUGGGAUGUGGGAGGAAACCCAUGCGGUCACACGGACAAUGUGUAAACCCCACAUCACUAGAGAUCAGUAUUAAAUCCAGAUUGCUACAACUGUGAGGUAGCAAUUCUGCUAGCUUCACCACGAUGUUUCAACUCAUUAGCAAAAGAUCCAGUUCAUACCUGCAUGCAGCAGAACCUGGACAACAUUCAGACUGAAAAGUGGCAAGUAACCUCCCACUGCAAAACUGCCAGGCGGUGAUCAUGACUAAUUUAAUAGUGCAAGCCUCUAUUCUUCAAGAUCAAUCUGGGUGACACGGUUGACCAGAAGCUUGACAGAUCCAGCAAUGGUUCCAAGAGAAGGUAAGACACGGGGUAUUCUGUCGUGUCUUCUUAUCUCCUAACACCACAAAGCCUUCCCAUCAUCAGCGAGGGUCAUGAUGGAAUACACUCCACUCCUGUCGAUGAGUGCAGCUUCAACAACUCAAAACCAUCUUGGACAAAGCUGAUUUGUUACUGAAGGAGGGAUCUCCAGAAAUCAUAAGAAAAUUGGGAGAGUUUAUAAUAAGGUUAAGGUAAAUGCUGCACAAACUGUAAAAAGAUUAUGGGAAAUUAGGCCAAUAGUGAAGGUAGCUUAAAGAUCAUGUUAGAAGAUGCAGCGCAGUAUUUAGAUUGCAAGGCAUAGCUAACUGGAGCAAAGAUAAACAUAUGGCGGUUGACAUGCAGACUAAGUGCAGAAGAGCUGAUCAUAAAAUAAGUGGUGUCACAACAGAAAGGACCAUAAAUUAGAGCACCUAAUUAGCGAGGGUGUGGGGAAAUUAGCUGUUAGACAAAUCCCAGCCAUCAGACAGAUAGCGGCAACUCUCGCAGAGAUAAUGAAUGAUCAACUAUUACAAAGAAAAGUAGGUUACUCAUGAAGUAGUGUGAACCUAUGGUGUAUGUAACCAUUGUAAUGUGAAUACAAUGAAUUACUGGAAGUCUUUUGGGUCUGUGGAGUACCUUUAAGUUCUCACUCAAUGUGCUUCCCUGUGUAGACUGUAAUAAAGCCUGAAUAAAAUGACUUGGUCAAGAAAGUCACCAUUGAUGUAUGAGAUUUUCUCUGUGUGCUGUCCCAACCUGAGCUGCAGUUAAGAGGGUUAGUGUUCUCCCCAUUGCCAGUCACUUCUGUUACGGACUCAGUGAAAGUCCCUUUAAGAUAGAGAGUGUGUGUGUAUGUGUGUGUGGGGCGUGCUUACGUCAAUAGAAGAUAAAGGACGUAAUGACGUUGUUGAAGAAGUUAGAAGAAGAAGAAAAAGAGAGAGAGAAGGGAGAGAGACACCAGCCUGCUUGUUUUUCUCUAUCGAUGGAUGAGAAACAAUAACUGUGUUUACCACUGAAAUCCAUGUAUGGAAAAGUUGGAAGUAAUCCGGUGGAGUUCACUUUGUUGCUGACCUGUAGAAGGAAACAGGUAUUUGUGUGUGGACGACCACGGUUCGGAUGCUUUUCGGGGUGAGGAAGUCACUACCGAGUAAACACUGAAGUGUCGUUUGGGUUCCAUCGUGGAACAUUUGGAUUUCGUAUGUACUCUCUCUAUGUUUUUCUACAUCUACAUCUUAUCUUCAGACAACGGUGGUUGUUGUAGAAGCCCUUGCCCAUGUUUCACCUUAUGGCUUGC